Molecule: messenger RNA, 1558 nt
Organism: Gymnogyps californianus (California condor)
Lineage: Eukaryota; Metazoa; Chordata; Aves; Accipitriformes; Cathartidae
Gene: HMOX2
Product: heme oxygenase 2
Exons: 6
Coding region: 57-998 (313 amino acids)
Biological process (GO): heme oxidation; response to oxidative stress; heme catabolic process
Molecular function (GO): heme binding; heme oxygenase (decyclizing) activity
Source: RefSeq, a predicted model, not a curated record
CGCCGGGGCAGAGGGCGGGCGGCGGUGGAUUGUCUAGUCUCCAGCACUGACCAGCAAUGCCAUCAGCUAUGGAGGGCUCGGAGGGGGGAGAAGAAGGGGACAUCCUGCGCUAUGAGGAAACAGAAGAUGACAAUGUCAGUCCCACCGACCUUUCAGAGCUGCUGAAGGAGGGGACCAAGGAAUCCCACGACCGUGCGGAGAACACUCAGUUUGUCAAAGACUUCCUGAAAGGACGGAUCAAGAAGGAGCUCUUCAAGCUGGCCACCGUGGCACUUUACUUCACGUACUCUGCUCUGGAAGAGGAAAUGGAUCGCAACAAGGACAACCCAGUCUUUGCUCCUCUGUAUUUCCCCCUAGAGCUUCACCGGAGAGAAGCGUUGGUCAAAGACCUGAAAUAUUUCUAUGGAGAAGACUGGAAAGAGAAGAUCCAGUGUUCAGAGGCAACUCAGCACUAUGUGGACAGAAUCCAUCAUGUGGGACAGCAUGAGCCAGAGCUGCUAGUGGCUCACGCUUACACACGCUACAUGGGAGACCUCUCAGGUGGCCAAGUGCUGAAGAAGGUAGCCCAGAGGGCCCUGAAGUUGCCCAAUACUGAGGAAGGGAUCCAAUUCUACAUGUUUGACAACAUUUCCAAUGCGCAGCAGUUCAAGCAGCUCUACAGAGCGAGGAUGAAUGCUCUAGACUUGGACAAGAACACCAAGGAAAGGAUCGUGGAAGAGGCCAACCAAGCCUUCAGAUUCAACAUGCAGGUAUUUGAUGAACUGGACAAGAUUGGCAGGUCGCUGACAGAAGAAGCCCAGGACGGAGGCUUUCCAGUCCACGAUGGAAAAGGAGACCUACGCAAAUGCCCUUACUAUGCAGACAAACUAGCAGGCAAGGCAGGACCCGGCUGCGCCUGUCACGCUGCCGUGGCCCUGGCAAAGCAGCCCCUAGUGCAGCUGAUCCUGGCGGCCUGCGUCGCUGUGGCAGCAGGAGCUGCAGCGUGGUACAUCAUGUGAUGGGGAGAGCGGCGCGUGGCUCUACGUGGUGGCAAGGGGAGAGGCGCGUGCCCUGUCCUCCUUCAAACUAUUCCCUUGCUGUUGGUGAGUUGGCUGCAGGGUGGAAGUAAGAAAAUAAACAGGAAUCCUGCGGGACUGUCAAAGACUCUUUGCACACCAGUAAUGCAAGCACUGUAAUACAAUGUCUUUAGCUGACUAGUGUACAGGACUGAUCCGGUGUGAGGGGGUGAGGAUUCCCCUUCAGCACUGCGCUACCCAGGCUGGGGCAGCUUUUAAGGCUAGAGAUGUCUUGUGCUGUAGUGGCAAAGGCUGCUUGGCUUUUCGUCUCCUUCCCAGGAGCAGUCGCUGGAGGGAGUUUUCUGCCCUGGGCUGCAACCCGAGCAUGUGUCAUCAGCCUUUUCAGUGAAGAGCACUCGGUUUCCUAUCGUGAGAAACUGAUGUUUCUGUAGUGCUGCAGUGGCUGUGGCGUGGGGCCGUGAGCUCAAAGGCGUGUCCUGUGUGUUGCGGUGUCCUAGGGACCAAGUUUAAUUUGUGUUGGAGGAAGCUCCCUGGGGGUGGGG